AUGUCACUUUAUCUAUUUGGACUUAUUCAUAUCUUCCUUUCUAUUGAUAUCUACAAGCAUUCAUUCCUUUUUUUCAUUCAGGCUUUUUUUUUUCAUUUUUUUCUUUCAGGUUUCUUUUCUUUUCCUUUAGACUUUCUUUUCUUUUUUCUUCAAGCAUUAGUUCCUUUUUUUUUCCUACAGUCUUCCCUUCCUUUUUCUUUCAAGCUUUAUUCUCUUUUUCCUUCUGCUUUUCUUUUCUUUUUUUCCAUCAGUCUUUCUUCUCUUUCUUCUUCGGGCAUUCUUUCUUUUUUUUUCCUUCAAUCUUUCUGUCCUUUUUUUCCUUUCAGGCUUCAUUUUCCUUUUUCUUCAGGUAUUCAUUCCUUUCACUUUCAGGCUUUCUUUUAUUUUUAUUCAGGCAUUCAUUCCUUUUUUUGCUUACAUCUUUCCUCCCUAUUUUCUUUCAGACAUUCUUUUCUUUUUUUCUUCAUGAAUUCAUCACUUUUUCCUUCAGGCUUUCAUUUCUUUUUUCAUUCAGACUUUCUUUCCUUUUAUCCUUCACGCUUUCUUUUCUUUUUUUCUCCAGGCCUUCAUUCCUUUUUCUUUCAGCCUUUCUUUUUUUUCUUCAGGUAUUUUUUUUUCAUUCUGGCUUUCUUUUCUUUUUAUCCUUCAAGUUUUCUUUUCUUUUUCCUUCAGGUUUUUUUUUCUUUUUUUUCUUCAGGCAUUCGUUCUUUUUUGCCUUCAGUCUUUCUUUCCUUUUUGCUUUUAGGCUUUCUUUUCUUUUCAGGCAUCUUUCUUUUUUUUCUUCAGGCAUUUGUUCUUUUUUUCCUUCAGGUUUUCUUUCCUUUUUUCAUUUUUCUCUCUCUUUUCUGUUAUCUUUCUCUUUACUCUCUAUCUGCUCCUAUAUGUCUCUUCCUUCUCUCUAUAUCUUUCUUUCCUCUGAUAAUCUUUCUCUUUACUCUCUAUCUGUACCUAUAUAUCUCUUUCUUCUCUCUAUAUCUAUGUAUCUUUCUUCACUUUGUCUAUCUGCCCAUGUCUUUUCACUGUCUGAGCUUGUCUUUUCUCUUUUUCUUUCUUUCUUUGCUGUUCCUCCCUUUUCAUCUGUGUCUAUGUGUUUCUCUCCCCACUGUGUGUGUCUGUCGGUUCAUUUAUUGCUCUUCUACCUGUAUCUCUCUGUUUCUUCUAUCUGUCUAUAUUGCCUUUUUAUUCUCUCCUUGUAUAUCUUACUGCCUUUCUCUUUCUUUCUUUCCGCAUCUGUUUUUUUCUCUUCACUUUCUGUGUCAGUUUCUCUCUAUUUGUGUUUGUCUGUAUAAUUAUUUCUCUCUCUCUCUAUCUCUCUUUGUGUGCCUAUCUGUCUCUUUCUCUUGUAUCUGUCUUCAUCUAUCUGCCUCUCUUUUCUCUCUUUAUCUCUCUGACUCCUUUCUUUCUGUACAUGUCUGUCUGUUUGUCUGCCCCGUCUCUUUCUCUCCAUUGCAGUCUGCCUCACUCUUCUCUAUGUCUAAAUCUAUGUUUCUCUCUUUGUUUGCAUGUUUCCCACCUUUCUCUUUCUGUAUGGUUCUCUCUAUCUGUUUGUAUAUGUAUCUCCUUUCUCUUUAUUUGUGUCUUUCUUUCUCUUUCUCUUUCUCUUUCUCUGUAUGUAUCUAUCUGUCUCUCUCUUUUUUCUGUCUACAUUUAUCUGUUUCUCUCUUUUCUCUUUAUCUAUUUGUCUGUCCCUCACUAUCUGUAUCUGUUUCUUUCUUCUCUCUGUCUGUUUGUAUCUGUUUGUCUCUUAUCUUUAUUGUCUGUCUCUCUUUCCAUUUCCAAUAUCUAUCAAUUUCAUUUUUCUUUGUCUGUCUGUCUAUCUGUUUCUCUCUUCUGUCUGUAUUUGUCUUUCCCUUCUCUUUAUUUGUAUCUGCUUCUCUCUUCUCUCAGUAUAUGUCUAGCUUCUCUUUGUCUACAUCUAUCUGUUUUUUUACCUUUCUCUUUGUCUUUCUGUCUCUCACCUCUCUCUAUCUCUAUGUUUCUCUCUAUGUUUGCAACUGUCUUUCCUUUCUCUUUAUUUGUAUGAGUCUCUCUUUUCUCUCUAUAUGUGUCUGCUUAUCUCUCUCUACUCACUGCUUACAUCUAUCCGUUUCUCUCUUUUCUCUCUGUUUGUAUCUGUCUCUCCCUUGUCCUUAUUGGUGUCUGUUGGUCUCUCUCUCUUUCUACUUCCUAAAUCUUUCAUUUUCUCUCCUUUCUCUUUGUCUGCCUGUCUCUCUCUCUUUGCUCUCUGUAUCUGUUUCUCUCUUCUAUCUGUAUUUAUCUUUCCCUUCUCUUUAUUUGUGUCUUUCUCUCUUUUCUCUCUGUAUGUAUCCAUCUGUCUCUCACCUCUCACUAUCUGCACCUGUUUCUCUCUGUCCAUUUGUAUUUGUCUCUCCCUUGUCUUUAUUGGUCUCCCUCUCACUCUUUUUAUUUCCUCUUCCUGAACCUAUCAGUUUCUUUCCUUUCUCUUAG
Messenger RNA from Acanthosepion pharaonis, 2448 nucleotides. The record is from the annotation of a GenBank genome assembly. Lineage: Eukaryota; Metazoa; Mollusca; Cephalopoda; Sepiida; Sepiidae.